This is a messenger RNA of Striga asiatica, 729 nucleotides long. The record is from the annotation of a GenBank genome assembly. Lineage: Eukaryota; Viridiplantae; Streptophyta; Magnoliopsida; Lamiales; Orobanchaceae.
AUGGAGCGGAUGAAGACGAUACGUGUACAUGAAGAAGUGCCCGGACCGGAAGUGUUCGCUACGUACUCUGAGAUUGGAGAUGCCAUGGUCACUCACUAUCCCAUGCUAGCAAGGAGAUGGUCACGGGCACAGGAAUGGAACAAACAUUUCUCAUUCUUAGUUCACCUGCCCGGGAAAGAUGGAACUCAUUGGCUGCUUCUCCCACUGGGGACUAGGACGAGGUACUCACUGAAUUCUAUGAAUGAUAUUUGCCCACCCGCGGGAAAGGGAAUGGAUUCAAUUCGGCACUAUUCCCACUCACUCCCCCAACUCUUUCAUUGGCGCCUAUUGGAGAAGAGGCAUGUCCAGAAGGUGGUUUCAGUGAGACAAGCUAGCGCGAAGCAAAGCGAGAGGCAUGGGUUGAACUCUGACCGAAGUGAGGCCAAUCAAGGAAAAAGAGAGAUCAUCGGGGAAGGCAGCUCCUUCUAUCUAUUUCCAUCCCAAGCCAGUCAGCGCAUCGAACUCAGUUGCUCACUAAAGCAACCUAUUGGAGUUCACUGGCAAAGCAACUUCCAUUUCUUUGGGGCUGCUACGGCACUUUUAGAGAUCGAUCAGGGAACUUGGGCUGCCCUUUCUCAUGGGCGUCGUACCCUGCCUGACCUCAGACUGUUCCUUCAUAAGGGUGACGAUGCUGAUAGCGCUUCCUUACUUAUCAAACAAGUUAUGAGUGAUAUGAGGAACUGCGCUUGA